AUGAAAGAAAGAACGGAAAAGAAAAGACAAGGGGUCUUUCACAAUGAAAGAGCGAAAUUAAGCCUUUUGCAGGAUUGGAAUGAUGCCGUGCACACCUUUGGACAGACCGUGGAGCGGAAGAAGGCCAAAGAGAGUGCCAAAGACAAGGACCCUAAGGAGGCUGGGGUUGAUGAAAAGAUCGCCGAGCUGAACAAAUGUAAGAUUCAGAUUGGCGAGCGAUCGGAAGCAGAAUGUGCCCCACCUGAAGUGCAGUUGGACUUCGACUCCUGGAAGCAUGAGGUCGAUUCUGCUGACUUGAAGAAUAUGAAAGCAGGACACGUACUGCCUGUGAACAAGGCAGCACAGCAGUAUUUCAACAAGAAGACGCAAAAGAGCCUGAUCGAGCUUGUGGAAGAUCCUUCAUCGCUGAAGAAAUCGGUGAAUAUGCGGCGCAUGGAAAUGGAGGAGGUCGCAAGCUAUUGUGCUGCCAGCAGCCUCAACGGGAUUCCAGAGAAUGACACCAUCAAGGCCAAAGCUCAGGCUGAGAGAGGUUCCAAAGAGAAGAAGAAGCCCAGAGUUGAGAUGAUCUAG
Molecule: messenger RNA, 570 nt
Organism: Durusdinium trenchii
Lineage: Eukaryota; Dinophyceae; Suessiales; Symbiodiniaceae
Source: the annotation of a GenBank genome assembly